This is a messenger RNA of Melanotaenia boesemani (Boeseman's rainbowfish), 1661 nucleotides long. RefSeq names its product serine protease 23 (gene prss23). Bases 284 to 1450 code for a protein of 388 amino acids. Gene Ontology annotation, molecular function: serine-type endopeptidase activity. Gene Ontology annotation, biological process: proteolysis. The record is from RefSeq and is a predicted model, not a curated record. The transcript has 2 exons. Lineage: Eukaryota; Metazoa; Chordata; Actinopteri; Atheriniformes; Melanotaeniidae.
GAGGUUGUAUUUGUGGCUCUGUGUCUGACCUGAACAGGUUACAGUGGACGUCCGGACAUAUACUACGCACCUGACAUCUCAUCUGUAAACGGUAGAAAAGAACAAGCAAGAUCCCCCAUCUUGUGAAUAAGCACAGAGAUAAGAGAAGAGAGAGAAACUACCUGUCACCAGAAAUAAUGAGGGAAACUUGGAGAAAUGAUCCUGAAGGACCCGUCUGAUGGAAUGAAAAACCCGACAGGGAUGUAAACACGGACCAACAAAUCUCUUAUGAGAAGUGUUUUCCAUGAUGAUGCCACGUGAGAUUUAUCUCCUAACUCACCUGCUCCUGCUCCUUCAGCAGCUCCUUCCCCUCACCAUGUCUCUCCUCCACCCUCCUCACCAUCCGCCCAUCCACGUUCCCUCACUGCUUCCCCAUGCACCAACGCCUCUUGCUCGUUCCCGCUUCAGCUCUCAGGCUCAGCUGGACCUCACCACUCACUGUAACUCUAGCUGUUUCCACAGAGCAGAGCAGGAGGAGGUGAGGGAGCAGCUGACUGAGAAACUGGCCUUUGAGACGCUGUAUGCAGACGGCUCCCGCACUCUCACCACGGUAGAAGUGGAGGGCGAUGAUGACUUUGAAGGAGAUAGAUAUCACUCGGCUUAUCUGCCUCCCUGGAGACAUCAGGGUAUGAAGUCAAGGCACAAGCGUGUGAGGAGGCAGAUCUAUGGAGCGGACGGGCGUUUUAAUAUCAAAGGUGAUAACUUCCUGUUGGAUUACCCUUUCUCCACAGCGGUGCGCAUCUCUACCGGUUGCACCGGUGUUCUUGUGUCCCAGCAACAUGUCCUUACAGCUGCUCACUGUGUACAUGAUGGGAAAGAUUAUGUCAAUGGGGCGCGGAAGCUCAGGGUGGGCUUCCUGAUUCCUCCAUCCACUAACAGCACUAAAACCGGCUUGAAUUCUGCUAAGAAGCCUUUAGUCCGCUGGGUGCGGGUGAAACGUACCCGUGUGCCAAAGGGCUGGAUCCAGGGCCCACAGGAGAUCAGCAUGGACUUUGAUUAUGCUCUACUGGAGCUGCGUUGGCCUCACCGCCGUCCAUUCAUGCGCCUCUCAGUGACUCCGUCCUCUGAUGAUCUGGCAGGAAACCGAAUCCACUUCUCUGGUUUUGAUAGUGAUAGGCCUGGGGAGCUGGUAUACAGAUUUUGUCCUGUGGAAGAAGAGUCAAGUGACCUCAUAUACCAGCACUGUGAUGCCCGCCCUGGGGCCAGUGGCUCUGGAGUCUAUGGACGAGUGUGGGACAACAAUUUGGAGCGCUGGGAAAGGAAGGUUAUUGGGAUUUUCUCUGGACACCAGUGGCUGGAGAUUGAUGGAGAGAACAGGGACUACAAUGUGGCUGUGCGCAUCACUCCUCUGAAGUUUGCCCAGAUCUGUUACUGGGUGCAUGGAAAUCGACUAGACUGUGUUCAAGAUUAAGGAAGUUUUAAAAGUAUAGCAUAAAAAAUAGAAGAAAGCACAAAGUUACUUUAGAAACUACAGGGUGAAAUGUCAUAUUACUUCUGAAGAAAGGACCUGACUUAAAUCCAUGCAGACUCACUACACCAGUAAAACAGAUCAAUUUCUGGAUCCAUUUCCCACAUUGAUUUAUUUCCCCUUUUGUAUUUAAUUGGCUACCUGUAACCUCUGU